CAUCAUUAUAUAAAUAAUCAGGAAAUCAUAAUUAUGAUUCUAGAUGAUAAUUGUGUGGUUCACAAUUAUCCUCUAAUCCUAUGAAGCUUAGUUUUUCUCCUAUAAAUAGGAGGCUUCUCCAUUGUAAUUAACACACCAUUACAACACCAUUAUCACACUCUUAAUAAUAUAAUCUAUCACUAAGUGUUCAUACUAUAUUUCUCUCCUUGAUCUUCUGCUUAUUUCCUUCCAUAUUAUAACACGUUAUCGGCACGAAUUUGCUCCAAAUCUUCAAAAUCAUCAUCUUCCCAGCAGGUAUAUACUUUCUGGAAUUUAUUAAUUCAUGUGAAAAGAAAAUCAGAGAUUGAGAAGUAUAACAUGUUUAUAUAUAUUCAAAACUAUAAGAAGUAUAAGAAGUAUGCUCUAUGGUAGCCCAACAAUUGGGAUCCUCCAUAUCAGAAAAUUAUAGCUAUAUUUUAUAUAAAAGAGGCCGAAGAGGAAGAAAGACAUACCUUUAUACUAAUAUGUUCUUGAGAUAAAAUAUGCUCUGAAAUCUGAACUUUUGCUUGGGAAGAAUGUUUGACAGCAUAUAUCAGAGAUUUUCAUGUAUAUAUGAUAAUAUGAACGUACAUAUUGUACUAAAUACAUACAUAUGAACUAAAUCCGUAUGAAUAUAAGAAGAGCAUGAGCUCAUCAAUCUCAUGAAUCCAUCAACUAAUAUACUACGUAGUAGAUAGUAUUAGUUUUCUUUUCCUCUCUUCAACAUUUGAUAGUAGCAUAAAUACAAUCUACUCCCUCCGUCCCAGAAUUAACUUCGGUUUUGACUGGGCACGGAGAUUAAGAAAGUGGGAAAUGUGUGGUGGAGAGGUGUGCAGAGGAGAGAGAAAUGUGUAAGAAUGGUUGUGAACCACAAAUUCUUUGCUAAAAAGGGAAAAGGGAGAUAAAUUUGGGACGGACCAAAAAAGAAAGAAUGAAGAUAAUUAUGGGACGGAGGGAGUAUUUUUAUAUCUUCAUAGACUAUAAAAAAAGGGAACUCGAUAUGAAGUACUCUGUAAAAAAAAAGGAGAGACGGUGAGGGGAAAUUAGUACGUUGUUUGCUUUAUAUUCGAACAUCAUCAUACAAACUAAUUCAUUGAAUUGAUGUAUAAAUAAAACUAGCUGGUAAGUCACGGACCAUACAAGUAGAUAAGAGCAUUUAUUUUUACUUGUCUUCUUCCUUUGAGAAGACACUUACAUAAUUGAUAUAAUAAAUACGGAGUACAUCGUAGUAUAUCUCUCUAUAAAACCAACUACUCCGUAUUUCACAUGGGUGUACUAACACUCAGGGGUGGAGACAGGGGGUGGCUGGCGGGGGCCAUGGCCCCUGCAAGAAAAAAAUUGUGAUGUAUAUAUAUAUGUAUAAAUAUUUAUAAGUAGUAAAAAUAUAGUGAAAAUUUAAGUUUAGGCCUCUGCUAUAUAAAUUCUUUAAGCCCCGGCCCCUAUAACAUGUAAAUCCUGGCUCCGCCACUGCUAACACUACCACAUCUCUUUGUACGUCAUGAUAUUAUGCGUUGGGUUGACACAACAAAUAUCCAGGUUUCGUGUAAAUUGCAUGUAUUUGCUACUUAGGGGUGAGAUAAACAAACUGGACAAAUAAACGGUCUUAUCUAAAUGGCCAGACACUCAUAAAGCACUGACAAUUUUCUGGAGUCAUGGGUUGUUUAUUUUUACUAGCACCAGUAGUCCAGUACCACAUAUAUUGAUAUACUCCGUAUAUCAUAGUGCCUUCAUAUAUACUCGGUACAUAAUAUACAUACAUCUUAUGGAGAUCUAUUGAGCUAUUCAGUUAUCCAUCUCAAGGAUUGGUUUAAUGUUUUUUUUUUAAAUUCAUUACAUAUAUACAUAGAGAGAAUAUAAUAUCUCCCCCUUAUCGUACUAAAAUGGGUCCUCAAUGAAGGCUGGGAAUUUAUGUUGGUUUUAAAUCACCCUCAAUUAUUAAUUAUCUAGAACCUAUGACCGGUGACUUAUUCACCGCGCGGUUCGAUGACUGUCAUUUUGAUGAGACAGUAUUCUCAUCCUUAGGGGGAGAUAUUAAAGAAAUGGACCCACGUACGAAAGAUAUUAAUUGGAAUGCAACAAAUUUAUCUUUUCUUGAUUCUCGUACAAAUGCUUGUGAACAAGAAAUUCAAAAGAUUAUUCAUUUACAAAAUGUUGCAAACCAAUUGCCUGAUGCUUUCACAGACUCAAAGAAAGUGACAAAGUCACAUGUUCCAGCUAUGAAUGCUCCUUCUCGAAUAGAAAUUCAUGCGUAGAUUAGCGAAAGAACACUUGCUAAUGAAUCUAUGAUACGUAAAAAACGUGGUAGACCACUUGGUUCAAGAGAUUUGAAACCAAGAAAAUUUAAACAGCAAGUUGUAGUUUGUGAUGCCAAAGAAGUUCAACCUUCUCAAGAAGAAAAUGAAAAUUUUGAAAAUAUCGGCCUUGAAGAUAGCAUCAACAAUAAUGAUACCUCAAAAGAGGAUCCAAUCACCUUCGAAGAGGUAAAUAUUCCAGAUAAAGAUAGAAACGUCGAUAAUUUGUAAAUUUCAAUUAAUUACGUUUCUAAUGGAAUAGAAAUGAUAUUGAUGCUGAUGAUAUAUUUUCAUAUGCCAUCGCCACAGAUAUAAUGAAUGAACACGAUGACAAUGAGCCUAAAUCUAUUGACGAAUGUCGUCGUAGAAAUGAUUGGCCAAAAUGGAAUGAAGCAAUUCAGGUAGAAUUAAAAUCGCUAGAAAAGCGUAAUGUUUUUGGACCAAUUGUCCAGACGCCAAAAGGCGUAAAACCUGUCGGUUUUAAAUGGGUUUUUGUGCGUAAACGCAACGAGAAAAAUGAAAUCGUUAGAUACAAAGCCCGACUUGUUGCCCAAGGUUUUUCUCAAAUGCCAGGAAUCGAUUAUGAUGAGACGUAUUCUCCAGUAGUUGAUGCUACAACUUUAAGAUUUUUAAUUAGCAUGUCUGUUUUUGAAAGGCUGCAAAUGCGCCUCAUGGAUGUGGUGACCGCAUAUUUAUACAGUUCACUCGAUACAGACAUAUAUAUGAGAAUUCCUGGAGGCUUUAAAAUACCUGAUGCUUAUAGCUCGAAAUCUCGAGAUUUAUUUUCCAUAAAAUUGCAAAAGUCAUUAUAUGGAUUAAAACAAUCUGGACGCAUGUGGUAUAACCGUCUCAGUGAAUAUUUGAUUAAAGAAGGGUAUAAAAAUGAUCCUAUUAGUCCAUGUGUUUUCAUUCAGCGAUCCGAAUCAGGAUUCGCCAUAAUUGCAGUAUAUGUUGAUGAUUUGAAUAUAAUCGGAACUCCUAAUGAAAUUGAAAAUACUGCAAAAUAUCUCAUGAAAGAAUUUGAAAUGAAAGACCUUGGGAGAACAAAAUUUUGUCUCGGUAUUCAAAUUGAACAUUUGAGAAAUGGUAUUUUUAUCCACCAAUCAAAUUAUACCGAGAAACUUUUGAAGCGAUUUUACAUGGAUAAAGCACAUCCGCUCAAUUCUCCAAUGGUGGUUCGAUCUCUCAAUGUGCAUGAUGAUCCUUUCCGACCUUGUGAAGAUGAUGAAGAAAUCCUUGGUCCCGAAAUACCAUAUUUGAGUGCUAUUGGAGCAUUAAUGUAUUUGGCUAAUAAUACUCGACCAGAUAUUGCUUUUUCUGUAAAUUUAUUAGCCAGGUACAGUUCUUCCCCAACAAGAAGGCAUUGGAAUGGUGCCAAACAUAUAUUCUGAUAUCUCAAUGGUACAAUCGAUCUUGGAUUGUAUUUCAAGAAUGGUGCAAAUGCCACUUUAAUUGGCUACGCGGAUGCAGGAUACUUGUCUGAUCCACAAAAGGCAAAAUCACAAACAGGAUAUUUAUUCACCUAUGGUGAUACCGCUAUAUCAUGGAGAUCAAUGAAGCAAACAUUAACUGCAACAUCAUCAAAUCAUGCAGAAUUAAUUGCUCUUUAUGAAGCAGGUCGUGAGUGUGUCUGGUUGAGAUCAAUGAUCCAGCACAUACAAAAUGAAUGCGGUAUAAAAUCUUUUACUUCUAAUCCUACUGUGAUUUAUGAAGAUAAUACAGCAUGUAUAGCUCAGAUCAAAGGAGGUUACAUCAAAGGGGACAAAACAAAGCAUAUAGCACCAAAACUUUUCUCCACACAUGAUCUUGAGAAUAACAGAACGGUUGAUGUCAAACAAAUCAAGUCAUGCGACAACCCUGCUGAUUUGUUCACAAAGUCAUUGGCACCGAAGAAAUUUGAAGAACUGGUCCAUAAAAUUGGAAUGUAUCGUCUUCGAGAUAUAUGUUAAAUUGAGGGGGAGUAAUAUAAUGCACUGCACUCUUUUUCCCUUCGUCAGGUUUUUAUCUCACUGAGUUUUUCUUGACAAAGGUUUUUAACGAGACAGUACAUUAUAAUACUAUGAAACUAAUACCCCAGAAUAAUUAGAAGAUGACCAUUCAAGGGGGAGUGUUGAAAUAUUAUUGAAUUAGUCAUCUUCCAACUAUUCCUGAUUAGGAAUUAUUAUCAUCAUUAUAUAAAUAAUCAGGAAAUCAUAAUUAUGAUUCUAGAUGAUAAUUGUGUGGUUCACAAUUAUCCUCUAAUAUGAAGCUUAGUUUUUCUCCUAUAAAUAGGAGGCUUCUCCAUUGUAAUUAACACACCAUUACAACACCAUUACAACACCAUUAUCACACUCUUA
Molecule: messenger RNA, 4645 nt
Organism: Cuscuta epithymum
Lineage: Eukaryota; Viridiplantae; Streptophyta; Magnoliopsida; Solanales; Convolvulaceae
Source: the annotation of a GenBank genome assembly